Messenger RNA from Leucoraja erinaceus (little skate), 728 nucleotides. It is a transcript of the gene supt4h1, whose product is annotated as SPT4 homolog, DSIF elongation factor subunit. Gene Ontology annotation, molecular function: RNA polymerase II complex binding; zinc ion binding. The record is from RefSeq and is a predicted model, not a curated record. The coding region runs from base 79 to 435 and encodes 118 amino acids. Gene Ontology annotation, cellular component: DSIF complex; nucleus. Gene Ontology annotation, biological process: chromatin organization; regulation of transcription elongation by RNA polymerase II; positive regulation of DNA-templated transcription, elongation. The transcript is spliced from 5 exons. NCBI's taxonomy places the organism in Eukaryota, Metazoa, Chordata, Chondrichthyes, Rajiformes, Rajidae.
CGUUAAUUCUACGGAAGUGACGUUAAAACGUAGGACGGAAGUUUUGUUGCUGGAAAAAGCGUAGAGUAUUUUCUCAUCAUGGCCGCGCUGGAGACGGUGCCGAAGGAUCUAAGGCAUUUACGAGCUUGUCUUCUGUGUUCAUUAGUGAAGACCAUAGAUCAGUUUGAAUAUGAUGGUUGUGAUAACUGCGAUGCCUAUCUGCAAAUGAAGGGGAAUCGAGAGAUGGUGUAUGACUGCACAAGUUCUUCUUUUGAUGGGAUCAUAGCAAUGAUGAGUCCUGAUGACAGUUGGGUCUCUAAGUGGCAGCGGAUCAGUAACUUCAAGCCAGGUAUCUACGCAGUAUCAGUGACAGGACGGUUACCCCAAGGUAUUGUGAGGGAACUGAAAAGUCGAGGUGUUAUCUACAAAUCGAGAGAUACUGCUAUCAAAUCUUAAUAGGCCAAUUUGUACUUCCUAUCGGAAUGAUGAUCUCUACAAUAGGAUUCUUCUAUUUGUAACUGGAAUCAUUUGUACUGAUCUCAAAAUGUUGUUAUGUAUCCUGUAAUGUAAUGUAUCUAAAUCAGUUACAUUUAUGGUUGUACGCUAGCAACAUUGCAGAGUCUGAAUUCUGCAAACAUCAUUCUCCUUGGUUAAGGUGAACUUUUAUCUAAAGGUAAAUAAUAAAAUACAGCAGGAAUACUUUAAUGUGACUUUUGUGAAUAUUAGAAUAAAGUACCAGUUAUAUACUA